Molecule: messenger RNA, 739 nt
Organism: Boleophthalmus pectinirostris (great blue-spotted mudskipper)
Lineage: Eukaryota; Metazoa; Chordata; Actinopteri; Gobiiformes; Gobiidae
Product: complement C1q-like protein 2
Exons: 3
Coding region: 57-581 (174 amino acids)
Molecular function (GO): protein binding
Source: RefSeq, a predicted model, not a curated record
UGGUUCCGCUCUGUCUGUCGCCAGACAGGGUGACGCACAGAGCUACGCAGUUAACCAUGGACCCCACUUGUGCUUGUGAUACUGAUGAAUCCUCCUUUGACAUCCAAAAGAUGAAAGCAGAACUGAUGCAGCUAAGAGCCGAGAUUAAGCAGCUUCAGACCGAAAACAAGGUUAGAAAAGUGGCUUUCUCUGCUGCAUUGCUGGAGUCAGGUGACAAGUUUUUUGGACCAUUUAAUACUGAUACUACUCUUGUGUAUAAGUAUGUUACCACAAACUUUGGACAUGGCUACAACUCAACAACAGGCAUCUUCACUGCCCCGGUCAAAGGAGUGUACCACUUUGAGAUUUUUGCACUAUGCAAUUCUGGUCACCCUGCUGAAGCUUAUCUGAUGAAAAAUGGGUGUGGUGUGUUUAUGGCGCAUGAAAGCAAUGGUUCUGGAUGCACCACUGCGGGGAAUGCAGUCUCACUGUCUCUGGAGUCUGGAGAUGUGGUCUAUGUCGUUUUGCCUGCCAGCCGCAAACUUUAUGACAACCAUCAUCGCCACAACACAUUCAGUGGUCACCUGCUGUUCACACUGUAAUAUGUGCUUCUUCCUCUUAUCUGGGACUGGGUCAUAUGAGCUGCAGCUGGGACUCCCAGACUUCCCUUCCCCAGACUUCCUCCAGCUCCUCCAGGUUGAAAAUCAUGUUGGCCUAUAAAAGCAUGCAAUAAUAAAAUACAACUUUAAUCUCUUAAGAA